ACAAAAACAAAAAAACUAACCCCCUCCUCUCCCCUGCUCACCUGACUCGCUCACCAAACCCACUCUGCUCUUCCUCGAUUCCUCCUCCCGGCGACUCCGCCGCCGCCGGGGGAUUCGACCACCUCACGCGGAGUGGAGAUCCAUCCAGACUUCUUGGAUCGAUAUCCUCUCUUGCUGGUAAUCAGCCAUGGUUUUUCUUGAAGCAGAGAUGUCAUGGAAUGUGCUGAUCUCACCUAGAGAGUUGAGUCCCAAGGGUCUCCUUCUCCGCAAGUCUAUCAUUGUGCGUCUUCUGGAGGACGUAACAAACAGGAAGGCUUCCAAGGAACAUGGCUACUACGUUGCUGUCAAUAAGCUGAAGGCGAUAUCUGAAGGGAAAGUGCGUGAGCUUACUGGAGACAUUCUGUUCCCAGUCACAUUCACCUGCAUCACACAAAAGCCUAUGAAGGGUGAGAUCAUGGUUGGCUAUGUGGAUAGGAUCCUCAAGCACGGCGUGUUCCUCAAAUCUGGACCAGUCGAAAGCAUCUUUCUGUCUGAGAAGUCGAUGAGCGACUACAAGUACAUUGGUGGGGAGAACGUGAUGUUCAUGAAUGACCACUCGAAGCUGGAGAAAGACACCGCCGUGCGUUUCAAGGUCAUGGGAUUCCGCUGGAUGGAAGCUGAUCGCCAGUUCCAGCUCCUUGCUACGCUGGCUGGUGACUUCCUUGGGCCACUGUGAACUGCUUUGAUAGGCUAAACGCUGUUCUGCUGUACAUUGCUCGGUAGAUGGAUUGGAUGGGUCUGAAAUGUGUUAUGUAUUUCGUGAGGAUAAUGCUAGCUGCUGAUGCCAAUGUCAUUUGGCUCCGUGUUUAACUUGUCACUAUGCUGUGGUGAACCCGUGUUUGCCAAUGACUGUUCACCUUUCUACUUGCUUGCACUGUUACAUGUUCUUUGA
Messenger RNA from Phragmites australis (common reed), 931 nucleotides. Its product is annotated as DNA-directed RNA polymerase V subunit 7-like. Lineage: Eukaryota; Viridiplantae; Streptophyta; Magnoliopsida; Poales; Poaceae. Gene Ontology annotation, molecular function: single-stranded RNA binding; single-stranded DNA binding. The transcript has 2 exons. The record is from RefSeq and is a predicted model, not a curated record. Gene Ontology annotation, biological process: DNA-templated transcription initiation. Bases 188 to 715 code for a protein of 175 amino acids.